Terrapene triunguis (Three-toed box turtle) is the source of this 2718-nucleotide messenger RNA. RefSeq names its product SKI proto-oncogene (gene SKI). Gene Ontology annotation, molecular function: SMAD binding; DNA-binding transcription factor activity, RNA polymerase II-specific; RNA polymerase II cis-regulatory region sequence-specific DNA binding. Gene Ontology annotation, cellular component: nucleus. Bases 67 to 2211 code for a protein of 714 amino acids. Gene Ontology annotation, biological process: negative regulation of BMP signaling pathway. The record is from RefSeq and is a predicted model, not a curated record. Lineage: Eukaryota; Metazoa; Chordata; Testudines; Emydidae. The transcript has 7 exons.
GGGAGGCACACCCGGGGCUGUUCGGUUGUUAUUUCUGGUUUUGGGCCGGGGCUGAGGGGCUGAAAGAUGGAGACUGUCACUAGAAGCAGCUUCCAGCCGCAUCCCGGGCUGCAGAAGACCUUGGAACAGUUUCAUCUGAGCUCCAUGAGCUCCCUGGGUGGCCCGGCCGCCUUCUCCGCCCGCUGGGCGCAGGAGAUGUACAAGAAGGACAAUGGCAAAGACCCGGCGGAGCCCGUCCUCCACCUGCCCCCCAUCCAGCCCCCGCCGGUGAUGCCGGGCCCCUUCUUCAUGCCCUCGGACAGGUCCACGGAGCGGUGCGAGACCAUCCUGGAAGGGGAGACCAUCUCCUGCUUCGUGGUGGGUGGCGAGAAGCGGCUCUGCCUGCCCCAGAUCCUGAACUCCGUGCUCAGGGACUUCUCCCUGCAGCAGAUCAACUCGGUGUGCGACGAGCUGCACAUCUACUGCUCCCGGUGCACGGCCGACCAGCUGGAGAUCCUGAAAGUCAUGGGCAUCCUGCCCUUCUCGGCCCCUUCCUGCGGGCUCAUCACCAAGACGGACGCCGAGAGGCUCUGCAAUGCCUUGCUCUACGGGGGCACCUACCCGCCCCACUGCAAGAAGGAGUUCUCCAGCACCAUCGAGCUGGAGCUCACCGAGAAGAGCUUCAAGGUGUACCACGAGUGCUUUGGGAAGUGCAAGGGACUCCUCGUGCCAGAGCUGUACACCAACCCCAGCGCUGCCUGCAUCCAGUGCUUGGACUGCAGGCUCAUGUACCCGCCUCACAAAUUUGUGGUCCACUCGCAUAAAUCCCUGGAGAACAGGACUUGCCACUGGGGCUUUGACUCGGCUAACUGGAGGUCCUAUAUCCUCCUCAGCCAGGAUUACACCGGGAAAGAGGAGAAAGCAAGGCUGGGCCAGUUCUUGGAUGAAAUGAAAGAGAAAUUUGACUACAGCAACAAAUACAAGAGAAAAGCACCCAGGAUCCCUUCGGAUCCUCCUGCUUCCAAAAAGCCCAAAAUUGAUGACUCUACUUCCCAGUCUCCAACUUCUGCCGAGAAGGAAAAGCAGUCCAGUUGGUUACGGUCCUUGUCUAGUUCAUCCAAUAAGAGUAUUGGUUGUGUCCAUCCCCGUCAGCGCCUCUCUGCUUUCCGGCCUUGGUCCCCUGCUGUUUCAGCAAACGAGAAAGAGCUCUCGACACAUCUUCCCAUACUGAUCCGAGACGGUUUUUACUCCUACAAAAGUUUCGAGAACGCUGUGGCCCCCAACGUGGCUCUUGCCCCUCCUGCUCAGCAGAAGAUUGUAAGCAGUUCCCCAUGUGCCACAGUGGUGUCACGGAGCAGUGAGCCAAUGAGCAGCCCGGUCCAGCCACGGAAAAGGAAGCUGACUGCAGACAACCCAGCAGUCCCAGACACAGUGAGCACCGUCCCUGCUACCGAAGAGGACAAAGAGUCAGAAGCAGAGAUUGAAGUAGAAACCCGGGAGGAAUGUAAGUUCACCUCGUCCCUGUCCUCGCUCUCCUCCCCAUCCUUUACUUCGUCCAGCUCUGCGAAGGACAUGAGCUCACCUGGCAUGCAAACCACGGCCACUGUCAGCAACUCCUUUGAGGUUGCCACCCAUGCUGAGUCUCACAGCAGCGGGUUGGAAGCUGAACUGGAGCAUCUAAGACAGGCCCUGGACAGUGGCCUGGAUACUAAAGAAGCCAAAGAGAAAUUCCUCCAUGAAGUGGUUAAAAUGAGAGUGAAGCAGGAGGAGAAGCUAAAUGCUGCCUUGCAGGCUAAACGAAGCCUGCACCAGGAGCUGGAGUUCCUGCGCGUGGCUAAGAAGGAGAAGCUGAGAGAGGCAACCGAGGCAAAGCGCAACUUGAGGAAAGAGAUCGAACGUCUUAGAGCUGAGAAUGAGAAGAAAAUGAAAGAAGCCAAUGAGUCGCGGAUACGACUAAAGCGGGAACUGGAGCAAGCCAGGCAGAUCCGGGUGUGUGACAAAGGAUGCGAAGCAGGCAGGCUGCGGGCCAAGUACUCUGCCCAGAUUGAGGACCUACAGGUUAAGCUUCAGCAUGCCGAGGCCGACAGGGAACAGCUCCGAGCUGACCUGCUGCAUGAGAGGGAGGCUCGGGAACACUUGGAAAAAGUGGUCAAGGAACUUCAGGAGCAACUGUGGCCUAAAUCAAGCAAUCAUCCCAGCAGUGAGAACACAGCAAACGACAUUGAGAACUAAACAACAUCUAAUCCAUAAACAGAAUGACAUAUAUGCACAGUAAGGGAGGAUGUGUGGGGAGUGUGUGUACGUGCAUGUGUGAGUGGGUGUGUGUUGCUCUGCACACAUCUAUAAAUAUAGACUUUAUUAUUAGUUGGAGGGCAAAUGUUACUCUUUACAACAGAAGCACUGACUUACGCCUCUUUUUUCAAUCCAUAUAGCACAACAUCUUACUGUGCCUAUACCACACAGAGUGUUUAUAAACUAAAUACUUUUGAGUCCACUGCAAAUUUUCUACUGGCAAACUUCAAGCAAGCAGCAUCGUCCAACUCAAACCAGAGUAGAAGGCAAGCAACCAUGGCAGUGCUGUGACAUUGUUCUUGUGCUUGCUGGAACACUUUGGAAUGUCAAACAAAAACAAAAAACCCAACAAACUUUUUGUUAUAAGCUAUUUAAAAUUAUUACAUUAUACAGACUUGGUAUUAAAACAAUUAACGAGAUUUUUUUUUUUUUUAUAUAAUGAACCUU